This is a messenger RNA of Tribolium castaneum (red flour beetle), 1936 nucleotides long. RefSeq lists its product as uncharacterized. The record is from RefSeq and is a predicted model, not a curated record. The coding region runs from base 1 to 1458 and encodes 485 amino acids. The transcript has 5 exons. Gene Ontology annotation, molecular function: phosphatase activity. Gene Ontology annotation, cellular component: Golgi apparatus. Gene Ontology annotation, biological process: dephosphorylation; chondroitin sulfate proteoglycan biosynthetic process; glycosaminoglycan biosynthetic process. NCBI's taxonomy places the organism in Eukaryota, Metazoa, Arthropoda, Insecta, Coleoptera, Tenebrionidae.
AUGACUUUCGAUGCACCCAGGAUGCCCAACAAGGCCCUCCACUGCUACCUCCUGAUGAUCAUCUGGAUCCUGCUCUUGGUCGCAGGUGUUUACAAAUUCCUCGAACCGCGACAGCGGCCCCCAGAGCCGGCGGUCACCGCCGAACUCUUCCACAACCUCGCCAACGACAUCAAAACACGGCGAAUUUUCAAAAUUUGUAACUUCCCGCACGAGAUCACCGACGGGGAUGAAGGUGCCCUCCACAGCAAAAAGUGGGUGAUGACGGGUGUCAUCAUUUUGAUCAGGCAUGGGGACAGGGGGCCCCUCCAACACGUCAGGAAUAUCUCGGCGGUCAAUUGCGGCUCGCAAGAAACAGAAAAAUUGAUUUCUUACAAGUCGUAUCUCCACAACGUGACAAUCUCGGGCCGCGCCCCCUGGACUGGCCCCGGCCCCUUCCACGACUUCCCUCUGCUCCCAACCCACCCCCGGCAGUGCCAACUGGGCCAACUCACCAUGCAAGGCAUCAGCCAACUCCUCAAACUUGGGCAAAUAUUACGCCAAACCUACCUUCACGUUUGGCCAAAAAUCGCCACUCUAACACCCAGCGAAGUCCUAGUCUACAGCACCCGCUAUCGGCGCACCUUCCAAUCAGCCCUCUCGUUCUUAUUCGCUUUAAUCCCUACAGAAGCGUUCACAAAAUUAUCAAUUUUUGAAAGCCAAUCAAUGAAUUUCUGCUUCAAAGACUGCGGGUGCCCCAUCACCGACAAGUUAUGGAAAGGGGUGAAAAAAUCGAUUUCGCACCAGUUGAAAUCGCACCCGGCCGUGGCCGUCCUGGCCGAAGCCACGGGGAAGUCCCUGUUUUCCACCGGGGCGGAGCAGGGGGUCCUCGGCGGGGACCCCCACGCCGUCAGAGACGCACUCUUGACUUACGUUUGCCACGGCAGUGGGCUCCCGUGUGAAACCCCGACGAAUUGUAUCAAGCGGCAGAACGUUGCUGGUGUUUUUGCUUACACUGACUGGGUCAACUACCAGAAAUGGAGGAACGCUUUUUGGAAAAGAUUGUGUCUUUUGCGGUCUUACGGUUUGAUAAGACACAUCGUGCAACAAAUGUUGCACAUGGUGUCCAAUAACGGCCCCUUUCUGGUGCUUUACUCGGGGCAUGACCACACUGUGGAGCAGCUCACCACGGCCCUAGGGCUCCAGAACGACCCCCUGUUGUUGCGAUAUGGGGCGCGGGUCGUUUUCGAAGUGUACCAAAACUACGAAGAGUCGCAAAACGGCGCCAAAGGCAUUUAUUUCCGCGUGUUAUCGAAUGGUAGAGACGUGACACGACAGGUGAGUUUUUGUAAAGAUAUCGUUUUGUUGGAAAAUAAAGUAAGUUUGUGUAAAAUCGAGGAUAUUGUGAGAUUUAUCCACGAUGAUUAUUUCGUUUCGUUGAACGUAACGAAUUUUAAAGAUGCGUGCAGUAGGAAUGAGUAGAAAUUUGAGUUGUUAGGUUUCUGAAACUGUGAUUGUAUCAGACGUGUUUUCGUUUUGAGAGCAGAAAUGUGAUAGGUCAAUGACGCAAAAAUGAAUGGAAUUGUUUCCAGUCAAGGCACAAAACGGUUGUGAGCCUGUUCAAGAAAUGAAUUCACGCUCUUGAAGGGAUUUUAUUUCUUCUGUCUUCCGUGCUUGCUUAUUAUAGGUUGCGAAAUAACCGAUAUUUUUAUUUUGACUCAAUGAAACAAAAGCACUUAAUUAUGAAGGAUGAUUGCCUGGAGCCCUGAUGAUUAUUUUUAGUGUUUUCGUACAGAUAUGUUAUCCACAAGUGAAAACAAUAAUUAAUUAAUGUGAUGUAACAAUGAACAAACUGUAAUCUCAUAAACCCGUUAUUUAUUCUAAUCUACACUUUUGUAUUGUGACGUUGGGUUGUUAUUUGUUUUCAUCUUUUUACUUGAAAAAUAAAAGUAGAAACUUU